AUGGCCAAAGAGGACCAAGCCCCACCACCACCAUCCAUCCACCCAGCCCAUCCGAGCUUAUUUGGCAGCCAACCCCACCAGCAAGCAAUAUCCCAGCGCCACCCCUAUUCGUCCCCUGGCACCCCCAGCCCAUUCCUGCGGCAGCGAAACCAGUCCCUUCAGCCCAUUCCUACUCUCUCGGCAGCCGAGCCGCCAACCGAAAUGGGUUAUCGAAAGAACGGGCCUAUACGACCUCCACUGCGCUUUCGGCCCCGAAUUCCCAUGACUCAGGUAUUAAAAAAUUGGGAGGAUUUGCGAAAACAAAAAACAAAAAAUGUCCAAGCUUCUUGA
This is a messenger RNA of Puccinia triticina, 330 nucleotides long. RefSeq lists its product as uncharacterized. Lineage: Eukaryota; Fungi; Basidiomycota; Pucciniomycetes; Pucciniales; Pucciniaceae. The coding region runs from base 1 to 330 and encodes 109 amino acids. The record is from RefSeq and is a predicted model, not a curated record. The transcript is spliced from 2 exons.